Molecule: messenger RNA, 495 nt
Organism: Sclerotinia sclerotiorum 1980 UF-70
Lineage: Eukaryota; Fungi; Ascomycota; Leotiomycetes; Helotiales; Sclerotiniaceae
Exons: 1
Coding region: 1-495 (164 amino acids)
Source: RefSeq, a predicted model, not a curated record
AUGUUUCCGAGACCUUUGCCGUUGAGUGCGCCGUUGAGUCCAGUUUCGUGGGUGCUUACUUCGCCGCCUUUUUCGGUGGGGUCGAAGAGGGGAAGGUGGGGUAGGGGGGGGAAUGGGAGGGAGGAUGGGAGGGAGGAUGGGAGGGAGGAUGGGAGGAGGGAUGGGGAUGGAGAUGGGAGGGAUGGGGUGUUUGAUUUUGGGGGGAGGGAGGUGGUGGAAGGAGGAGGGGAGAGGGAUGUGGAGAUGGAAGUUCAGGUGCAGAUGGUGCCGGAGAUUGUGGUUACGCCACCUGUUUCACCUGUUUUGUCUGUUCCACCUGUUAUGUCUGUUAUGUUAGUUGACGGGUCUGGUGAAAGGGAGAAGGAGAUGGACAGAGAAAUAAAUACCCCGUCGAAUUUACUGAGCGAAGAAGAAAUAACAGAACCAGAAAUGGAAAAUACGGAGCUUACUUCUGUGGAAAUAAACAAGAAGAAUAGAAGCAAUAGUACACAAUAA